Poecilia reticulata (guppy) is the source of this 6219-nucleotide messenger RNA. The record is from RefSeq and is a predicted model, not a curated record. NCBI's taxonomy places the organism in Eukaryota, Metazoa, Chordata, Actinopteri, Cyprinodontiformes, Poeciliidae.
UUGGCUUCAUGGAAACUGUCAACAACAGCGAGUCGAGCGUUCCAAAGCAGCAGCAGCAGCAGUAGCAGCAAAAGACCUUUUUAUGGCACCGACUGCCCGUCGUUUCUGCAAAUGGAGGAAAGAACUACAAUCUCAUAACUGGAGCUUGUUGCUGAAUAUUCAGCCAAACAGAAUCACAAUCAGCUGAACCAGUACUGGAAAAUAAAAGACGGAGCAACGCUGCAGCCUCUCUCUUCCUUUAGUCCCGUCCUUUCUGUCUCGCCACCUUGACCUGCCUCUGCUGUGCAGUCUGAGCAGCGGGGUCCUCGUCCCUCGCCGCAGGCCUCGGGGCCCUCCCAUCGGCGGCCCGCUCCGGCCGUUUGCUGGUGUCUGAUGGCGCGGUGGGAUGCUAAGGGCAGCCGCGGGAGACUGUGAUGUCAGAGCCCAACAGCCCGGGCGAGAGCCAGCGUGGCGCUCCCAGAUUCUUCGUGGGCUGCGAGGACGAUGAGAGCGAGGUGCAGGAGGACAGCAUGAGGACAGACAUGGACCUGUAUGAGGACGACGAAGACUCGGCCGCGGAGCAACAGAUCGUGGUGGGGAUCUGCUGCAUGAUGAAGAAGUCCAAGUCCAAGCCAAUGACCCAGAUUCUGGAGAGGCUGUGCCGGUUCGAGUACAUCACCGUGGUCAUCUUCCCAGAGGACACCAUCCUCAACGAGCCUGUGGACAAAUGGCCGCUGUGUGACUGCCUCAUCUCCUUCCACUCCAAAGGAUUCCCUCUGGACAAGGCGGUGAGCUACGUCACACUGAGGAGCCCUCUACUCAUCAACGACCUGAACACGCAGUACUAUAUUCAGGACAGGAGAGAAGUGUAUCGGAUCCUGCAGGAGGAGGGGAUCGAGCUGCCGCGCUACGCUGUGCUGAACCGCGACCCAGAUAAACCAGAAGAGUGUAACCUGGUGGAAGGGGAGGACCAUGUGGAGGUGAACGGGGAAAUCUUCCAGAAACCUUUUGUGGAGAAGCCCGUUUGUGCUGAGGAYCACAACGUCUACAUCUACUACCCCACGACAGCAGGCGGCGGCAGCCAGAGACUCUUCAGAAAGAUCGGGAGUCGGAGCAGCGUCUACUCUCCAGAGAGCAGCGUGAGGAAGACCGGCUCCUACAUUUACGAAGAGUUCAUGGCGACUGACGGCACGGAUGUCAAGGUGUACACCGUCGGGCCGGACUACGCCCACGCCGAGGCCCGGAAGUCUCCUGCGCUGGACGGGAAGGUGGAGCGCGACAGCGAGGGGAAGGAGGUCCGAUACCCCGUCAUGCUCUCCGCCAUGGAGAAACUGGUGGCCCGGAAAGUCUGCUUGGCGUUCAAGCAAACGGUGUGCGGCUUCGACCUGCUCCGAGCCAACGGACACUCCUACGUUUGUGACGUGAACGGUUUCAGCUUCGUCAAGAACUCGAUGAAAUACUACGACGACUGCGCCAAGAUCCUCGGGAACAUCGUGAUGCGAGAGCUGGCGCCUCAGUUCCAGAUUCCCUGGUCGAUCCCAACGGAGGCGGAGGACAUCCCGAUUGUUCCCACCACUUCAGGGACCAUGAUGGAGCUGCGCAGUGUCAUCGCCGUCAUCCGUCAUGGAGACCGAACGCCCAAACAGAAGAUGAAGAUGGAAGUUCGCAACCCCAUGUUCUUUGAUCUGUUCAAAAAAUACGAAGGAUACAAAACCGGGAAGUUGAAACUCAAAAGGCCGAAGCAGCUGCAGGAGGUGCUGGACAUCACCCGGCAGCUGCUGAUUGAGCUGGGGCAGCGCAACGACUGCGAGAUCGAAGAGAAGAAGUCCAAACUGGAGCAGCUGAAGACCGUUUUAGAAAUGUACGGUCACUUCUCUGGGAUCAACAGGAAAGUGCAGCUGACUUACUUGCCCCAUGGGCAGCCGAAAACCUCCAGCGAAGACGAAGACACGCGUAAGGAAGGCCAGUCCCUGCUGCUGGUGCUGAAGUGGGGAGGAGAGCUGACCCCUGCUGGCCGGGUGCAGGCGGAGGAGCUGGGCAGAGCCUUUCGCUGCAUGUACCCUGGAGGUCAAGGAGACUAUGCUGGAUUUCCGGGCUGCGGGUUGCUACGGUUACACAGCACCUACAGACACGACCUGAAGAUCUACGCGUCGGACGAAGGCCGGGUGCAGAUGACGGCGGCUUCCUUCGCAAAGGGCCUGCUGGCUCUGGAGGGGGAGCUCACACCCAUCCUGGUGCAGAUGGUGAAGAGCGCCAACAUGAACGGGCUGCUGGACAGCGACAGCGACUCGCUGAGCAGCUGCCAGCACCGCGUCAAGGCCCGGCUGCACGAGAUCCUGCAGCGGGACCGCGAGUUCAACGUCGAGGACUACGACCGGCUGGCCCCGACUUGCGCUACUUCUGUUGUGAAUUCAAUGAAAAUGGUGAAGAACCCGGUGGCCACAUGUGAUCAGGUCUACGCGCUCAUUCAGAGCCUCACCUCUCAGAUCCGCACCAGAAUGGAGGACCCGAAGUCUGCCGACCUGCAGCUGUACCACAGCGAGACUCUGGAGCUAAUGCUGCAGCGCUGGUCCAAGCUGGAGAAGGAUUUCCGCAUGAAGAACGGCCGCUACGACAUCAGCAAGAUCCCCGACAUAUACGACUGCGUGAAGUACGACGUCAUUCACAACGGCACGCUCGGCCUGCAGGACACGCAGGAGCUGUUCCGGCUGUCGCGAGCGCUGGCCGACAUCGUCAUCCCACAGGAAUACGGCAUAAAUAGAGAUGAGAAGCUGGACAUAGCUUACGCUUACUGCCUCCCUCUGGUCAGGAAGAUCCAGCUUGACCUGCAGAGGACGCAUGGAGACGAGUUUGUUCACAAGCUACAUCCUCUGUAUUCUCGUGGCAUUAUGUCACCCGGUCGUCACGUCAGGACUCGGUUAUAUUUCACCAGUGAGAGCCACGUCCACUCCCUGCUCAGCAUUUUCCGAUACGGAGGCCUGCUCGAUGAGGAGAAGGACCAGCAGUGGAAACGCGCCAUGGAUUACCUCAACGAGGUCUCCGAACUCAACUACAUGACGCAGAUUGUCAUCAUGCUCUACGAAGACAACAACAAGGACAUUUCCUCUGAGGAGCGGUUCCACGUGGAGCUCCACUUCAGCCCCGGCGUUAAGGGCGCGGAUGAGGACGAACACGCGCCGCACGGAUUCGGCUUCAGACCCGCCUCAGCAGAGGUGAUGCGACAGAACGGGCAGAAAAAGGAGGAGGAGGAGCCCGGCAGUCUGGAGGACCUGACGCGAGACGAAACGGACCGCGCCGCUCCCGUGUCGGAGCCGAUCACCAUUCAGAGGCGGUCGCCGCUCAUUCGCAAUCACAAAACCGGAUCAAUGGAGGUCCUCUCAGAAUCCACCACCUCUAAAGCCGGCAGCUACCGUCUCUUCUCCAUCCCACGUCAGUCUCCAGAGAUGAAACAAAGCGGCUUAGGCUCUCAGUGCGCCGGACUCUUCAGCACCACCGUCCUCGGUGGCUCCUCUAGCGCCCCCAACCUGCAGGACUACGCACGUGCACACCGCAAAAAAUACUCCGCCGCCAGUCAGUCCUACAAAGACGAGUUGUUGUCUAUGCCGGCAGUAAAACGAUUUUCUGUGUCGUUUGCAAAGCAUCCGACUAAUGGGACACAAGACGACUCGUCCACCGUMGCAUCGUCUGCGUCCCUCUUGUGCAGUUGGACAGAGCCCGUGGAGGAACACCAUGUGGCCCAGUUGUUGAGGUUUUUAUCCACCGACCUCAGCUCGGGCCGCCGCCAGCUCUCUCUGGACCACGCUCUGGCCCACCACCUCCACCAGUGCUCCUACCACCUGCGCCUCUUCCGAAACUGGCUCAUCUCCGGCCAGGACCCCCUAGAGUGCCUCCACGGCUUCGACGGCUGCUCCAUGGUGCCCUCCAUCUACCCGCUGGAGACGCUGCACAACUCGCUGUCGCUCAGGCAGGUCAAUGAGUUCCUCACCAGAGUCUGCGAGAGCGCCGGGGAUACGCACACCAGGACCUCCAGAGGUCUGUCGGCCAUGUUGGGCGCUCACAAUCAGCCGUCGGUGGACGCUUACAUCCCUCAGAGGAUCCUGUCGUCCACCAUGACGGUUAAAUCUCGCACCGACAAACCUCCAUGGUACAGCAGCGGUCCGUCCAGCACGGUUUCCAGCGCCGGCCCGUCCUCCCCCACCACGGCCGACACUUCGCCGCGGUUCAGCUUCAGCGACAAGGUGUCGCUCACCCCGCAGAGCAGCGAGGAAACCCACUCCUCCCAAAACGCCUCUGCCCAGCCGCCACCCGCCGAAGUCCCGCUGACUCCGAACAACUCCCCAGAGGAAGAACCCGAACCUGAACCCGACAAGCAACCCGACAAGCAGCCUGAUAAGCAGCUCGACAAGCAGCCCGACGACCCAGAACCAGCGGGAGACAGACAGGAGGCGUCCUGCAGCGCUCUGGAGCCAAUCCCGGAGCAGAGGCCGGCCUGCGUGGCGCUGGCGGAGCUGAGUCUGGGCCGCAUGGAGGGCUACUGCCUGCCGGGGUCGCUGCCGGUGCUGCUGGAGCUGAGGGAGAGCAGCAGCGAGGCCGGGUCCAGCUCGCAGACGCCCCAGUCCCCUGAGGGGCCCGAUGAGUUCUUCGACACGCAGGAGUCCGUGGAGCUGUGGACAGACAGUCCCGAAGACGCCCCGCUGCCCGACACUGCCCCGCAGCCCGCCCCGCUGCCCGACACUGCCCCGCAGCCCAACACCGCCCUGCAGCCCACCCCGCAGCUUGACAACACCCCGGAGCCCCACAGCGCCCCGCAGUCCGACACCGCCCCGCAGCCCAACACCACCCCGGAGCCCCACAGUGCCCCGCAGUCCGACACCGCCCCGCAGCUCGACAACACCCCGGAGCCCCACACCGCCCUGCAGCCAGUCCCGCAUCCAGCCCCGCUGCCCAAAACCGCCUUGCUGCCCGACACCGCCCCGCUGCCUGCCCCGCAGCCCAACACCGUCCCGCAGCCCGACACCACCCCAGAGCCCCACACCGCCCCGCAGCCCAACACCGCUCCGCUGCUCGACACCGCUCCACUGCUCGACACAGCCCCAGAGCCAAAGCCAGCUCAGCCGUUGGAGCAGUGAACUGGCCGGUCUCGUCCGACCGGGUUUUAAAUCUAAUCUCAUCUGUUACUCACAGCAGCCAUUGGGUGAAAACCCAACCAGAGGAGAGCAGAGAGUCUUAAUACCUGGGAGAAUAUAAUAAAUAUUACAUUUAAUCUGGAAGUAGAGACGCUUGUAUGUGGUCAGCUGAGCAGAUCUCUGACGUUUAAGCAUUUACUGCCGUCGUCUGUCCUACACUGCAAAAACACAAAAUACUACUAAAUAUUUUUGGUUGAGUUUCUAAUGCAAACAUCUUAAUACUUGAAAUAGGAAAAAACUAACUUGGAAACAACUUUUCAGCUAGAAAUAGGAGCUCGUUUUAGGUAAACAAUUCCUUACUACUACCAUUGGCAAACUAUUUAACUUUUAACAAAACAUUUUCCAUGUCAUAAGUUAAAUAAUCUGCCAGAGGAACUCGUACCUUUUUUUUGUCAAUAUUAAGGACUUAAACAAACUGCUAUAUUUUGCUGAAAAUGUGCUUGUAAGUUAGUUUUGGACUAAGACACUUGCUCUAGAAAGUAGACCAGAAAUACUUGGUAAUAUUUUGUGUUUUUGCAGUGAAUCCUCACUGAGUUUUGUUUUUCCGUCAGAUUUGCUGAGAAUGUUUGUAAUCUGUGAGAACACUGAACAUCCUCGGUGUUUUUGUUCAGUGUGCACCGCUGAUCGCCAAAGUCCUUAACCCUCAGUGAAGAUUUAAUUUAGAGAGAAACAGAGAUUUAUUUUAAAAAAUAAAAAAAAAAAUGUAUUUUUAAGAACCUGCACAUUAGAUAUUUAACUGUAUAGCGUAUUCGUGGCUUUGGGUGUGUGUAUAUUUUUGCUAAAAACACAUCCAAGCCUCAUUUGAUCACUGAGGGCAUUUUACAUUCUUACAUGCUUUUUAUUGUGAGCAGCAAUGUAGCACAAGGAGGCAUGCUAGCUUCCGCAGCGCUGUGUGCUGUCAUGGUACAUUUCGAUGGACUGUAGAAAAUAAAUAAACUGUGAGUCUGUGAUCUUACUGUGUGUACAGAUAAAACACGACACCAAUGUGAUUGGUGUCAAAUUUCUGAUUGGUUCACUCAAAUAAACAUUUUGGACUUGUCUCCAGUUGCAACCA